AUAGGCUACCAAGAAAAAACACGUUGUGAAAGUUAUUACGCAUGAUUUAGGUCCUACUGUAUGGAACGAAUGCCAAUCAAAAUAGCAGUUGAGUUCAAGCUGGCUCGAAGAAAAAGGCCCUAUUAUUUGAAAUGUUAACAAUGCUAGUUUUUAGUGGUGGGUGUGAGCGUCCAGUACUCUACCAUACCUUCGAGGUGUAGCGUGAAGCGCUGCGCGUAUGGAAACGGGUGGACGGACACUUCAACCACAGAGCGAACCUCGCGGUGAGGAAUGAGCACAUGACUGAACUGAACGCUGUUGCUGCGCUCGUAGUAUUGGAUUUAUCCGUGAUUAUUAGUCAUUCCCGAGGACAGUGUCGUAACAUUUAGGAUAUAUAUACUGGUUCGUGUUCUUUAAAAGCUUUGGGAAACAUAUCUCACACUUCUCUCGGUUCUAUAAAGGUGGAUGUAAUGUGCUGUGAGGUUAAAGGUUGAAGAGCGGCCGGCCACUCGCUCUCGAGCUCCUCCUGAAACCAACCAACUAGAGUCAUUAACAGGGGUCCAGGGAGGCUUCAGCACAGGGAACAGCCAUGGAGGGGGACUGUCUCAGCUGUAUUAAGUACCUCAUGUUCUUCUUCAACUUCCUCAUUUUUUUAGGAGGCUCUUUCCUGCUUGGUGUGGGUGUGUGGGUACUGGUGGACCCUAUGGGCUUCAGGGAGAUCAUAGCAGCCAACCCUCUGCUCUUCACUGGGGUCUACAUCAUCCUGGCCAUGGGGGCAAUGCUCUUCCUCCUCGGCUUCCUGGGCUGCUGCGGAGCCAUCCGGGAGAACAAGUGUCUGCUCCUCUUUUUCUUCCUGCUCAUCCUGGUCAUCUUCCUGGCAGAGUUAGCAGCAGCCAUCUUGGCCUUCGUAUUCCGGGAGCAUCUCACCAGAGAGAAGUUUACCAGAGAUCUGAAGAAACACUACCAGGGACACAACAACACCGACGUCUUCACCUCCACGUGGAACGCCCUCAUGACCACCUUUGACUGCUGUGGGGUGAACAGCCCGGAUGACUUUGAGGAGAGCCUGUUCAGGCUCCUCAGCCCAGACAAGGUGGUUCCUGGGGUGUGUUGCCAGGGCAACGGUCACCCUGGAGAUGCGGUGGAUGACCUCAGCAGGGACGAGUGUCUGAGGGGAAGCAUGGAGCUCCGCUACAACAAGGGUUGUUACUCAGCGGUGGUGGAUUAUUUUGAGACGUAUAUCUACAUGGCAGGAGCUCUGGCCAUUGUUGUCCUGACGAUUGAACUGUUUGCCAUGGUGUUUGCCAUGUGUCUGUUCAGAGGAAUCGACCAGUAACCCUGACAACACACACAACCCCAGGAAGACACUCAACAGAGGGACACAGACUGACGAAGGAGAAGAGAGCCUGAAGAGAACCACCUGUAGAUGUUUAAUCAGAUGUUUGGAGAAUAGAGACUGUAGAUUAUAAUUCAGAUGUUAGGAGAAUAGAGACUGAGGAUUAUAAAUCAGAUGUUAGAAUAGAGACUGUAGAUUAUAAAUCAGAUGUUAGGAGAAUAGAGACUGUAGAUUAUAAUUCAGAUGUUAGGAGAAUAGAGACUGAGGAUUAUAAAUCAGAUGUUAGAAUAGAGACUGUAGAUUAUAAAUCAGAUGUUAGGAGAACAGAGCCUGUAGAUUAGAAAUCAGCUGUUAGGAGAACAGAGACUAUAGAUUAGAAAUCAGAUGUUAGGAGAAUAGAGACUGAGGAUUAUAAAUCAGAUGUUAGGAGAAUAGAGACUGAGGAUUAUAAAUCAGAUGUUAGAAUAGAGACUGUAGAUUAUAAAUCAGAUGUUAGGAGAACAGAGACUGUAGAUUAGAAAUCAGCUGUUAGGAGAACAGAGACUAUAGAUUAGAAAUCAGAUGUUAGGAGAAUAGAGACUGAGGAUUAUAAAUCAGAUGUUAGGAGAAUAGAGACUGAGGAUUAUAAAUAAGAUGUUAGAAUAGAGACUGUAGAUUAUAAAUCAGAUGUUAGGAGAACAGAGACUGUAGAUUAGAAAUCAGCUGUUAGGAGAACAGAGACUAUAGAUUAGAAAUCAGAUGUUAGGAGAAUAGAGCCUGUAGAUUAUGAAUCAGAUGUUAGAAUAGAGACUGUAGAUUAUAAAUCAGAUGUUAGGAGAAUAGAGACUGUAGAUUAUAAAUCAGAUGUUAGGAGAAUAGAGCCUGUAGAUUAUGAAUCAGAUGUUAGAAUAGAGACUGUAGAUUAUAAAUCAGAUGUUAGGAGAAUAGAGACUGUAGAUUAUAAAUCAGAUGUUAGGAGAAUAGAGACUGUAGAUUAUAAAUCAGAUGUUAGAAUAGAGACUGUAGAUUAUAAAUCAGAUGUUAGGAGAACAGAGCCU
Molecule: messenger RNA, 2352 nt
Organism: Oncorhynchus mykiss (rainbow trout)
Lineage: Eukaryota; Metazoa; Chordata; Actinopteri; Salmoniformes; Salmonidae
Source: RefSeq, a predicted model, not a curated record